Molecule: messenger RNA, 1380 nt
Organism: Cladocopium goreaui
Lineage: Eukaryota; Dinophyceae; Suessiales; Symbiodiniaceae
Source: the annotation of a GenBank genome assembly
GAAUGCGCUACUGGCUUGAUGUACCCAUGAGGGAGGUAACUUUCUUUGCGGUCUUUUCGGGUACGGUCUGUGUGCUACAAGGUUUGGCCAUUCCCAGCUGUUUGCUGUUGAUCCUGCGACGGCUGAAGAACAGGAACAGCCUGAAGGAUGCCAAUUCGCAGUAUGUCUUUGGUAUGCUGUACAAUGACAUGAAGCCUGAGUAUUGGUUCUACGAGAUCACUUUCUUCUUCAAGAGAUUUCUGUUCAUGACUGCGACGGCCAUUCCAGAUGAAGUUCUCAGGAUCUUGGUCUUCGCGUGGGUAGCCUUCCUGCAUCUGCAAAGUCUGGUCUUGAUGAAGCCCUUUAGCACUUUAGAAGGCAACAUCUUGCAGAAGCUGGAGACCUGUUUCAUCUUCAGCGCCUCGGUGUCAUCAGCUCCAUUUUGUGGCUCAAGUAAGACGCCCUUCGCGCGUUCUUCGCGGUGUGGGGCCCCCGCGCAGCGUCCGAGUCGUUACAAGAUGCCGCAGAAUGAAUACAUCAAGGAAUCGAUCAAACGCUUUGGCCGGCGCUUUGAUCAUGAGGAGCGCAUGCGAAAGAAGAAGGCCCGCGAGCCCAAGAAGAUCUCCAAGACUGCCCGGAAGCUGCGAGGUAUCAAAGCGAAACUCUUCACCAAGAAGAGGUACACUGAAAAGGCAACGAUGAAGAAGACCAUCAAGGCGCAUCAAGAGAAAGACGCCAAGGCCAAGGACGCAGAGGAAGUGAAGCCGGGCGCGGUCCCUGCGUAUCUCUUGGAUCGAGAACAGGUGAGAAGAACCAAGGUUCUCUCAAACAUGAUCAAGCAGAAACGCAAGGAGAAAGCCGGGAAGUGGCAGGUGCCCAUCCCAAAGGUGAAAGCCAUGACCGAGGAUGAGAUGUUCAAGAUCCUCCGUAGCGGCAAACGAAAAAAGAAGGCAUGGAAACGAAUCGUGAACAAGGUCUCUUUUGUCGGAGAUAACUUCACACGAAAGCCGCCGAAAUUUGAAAGAUAUAUCCGACCUUCGGCUUUGAGGUUCAAGAAAGCACACGUCACUCACCCUGAGCUGAAGAUGACCUUUUGCUUGGAGAUUGUCAGCGUCAAGAAGAACCCGCAGUCCGCGUUAUACACCAACCUGGGCGUCAUUACCAAAGGUACGAUCAUCGAGGUGAACGUGUCGGAGUUGGGUUUGGUGACGCAGACGGGGAAGGUGAUCUUUGCCAAGUACGCGCAGGUCACCAACAACCCCGAUAUUGAUGGCUGCAUCAAUGCGUUGCUCCUGGUGUAAAUAGUUGUCACCCCUGCACAAGUUGGGUGAAGGGUCGUGGCAAGUUGAACAUCCGUCUCACCGGCGCAGAUGGACUGGAAGAUGAUUUGUUAAUUAUUUG